This is a messenger RNA of Zootoca vivipara (common lizard), 10609 nucleotides long. Lineage: Eukaryota; Metazoa; Chordata; Lepidosauria; Squamata; Lacertidae. The record is from RefSeq and is a predicted model, not a curated record.
CGGGCGGCGGCGGAGGAGAUGCGUGGUUCCCUCUUCCCCAGUUCCUGCUUGAACUGGCUUGUCAGCUGGGGGCCCGCGGCUCGGUGGUAGUUGACAUGCCUCUGUGCAUGUGGGAGGCUUCUAUUUCAGUAGAAAAGAGGAUCUGAGGAAGGCAAGGGGAGGAAAUAAAACAACCCUUGCCUCUGCAGCAGAUACUAUCUGUUAAAUCUAUUCUGUGCAGAGUUAAAUGAAGCCAGGGGCCAACUUAAGUGUAAGGCAGGAUUUCAUAUGUUUUAUGUAACCAGACUGCAUUGAGAAGAAGCCCCUCAGGGUUUUGUGUGGGUGGGGAAAAAAGAGGUACUUGCAAUGCAGGCAUAGAAGGUUGGCAAGAUCACAUCUAAAGUUUUAUCCUACUAACCAGAAGGAAUACUUCACCUGUUAACAGUGGUCCUUCUGCAUAAGGAAACAUUCCCACGUGGGAAAUACCAUGAAGCUGACGUAUGGCAUUAAAUAGGGCCGAGUUUUGCGUGGUACACUUCUGGCGUCCAUGUGUUGGAAAGCUGUGUCGAAUGGCAGCUUCCCAACAUAUGGAUGCAGAGCAAAACACAUGCAUGACGAUUUUCUGUACAUUGAAAUACUUGCGUGUUUAUUAUUAAAGUCAUUUCUUUACUGCUUUGUAUUCCUGGAAAAAGAAUCUGUAAGGGGUUUGCAACUUUCCUUAAAGCUUCAGAUGAAAUACAGUAAAGAUCCACCAUUUAAAGCAACGUAAUUAACAGAAAAAUAUUAUUUGUAAACAUUAAGAAAUUACAAGUAAAAAAAGCUAAUAUUAAAAAUGUACAUAUUAAGCAUCAUUAGUGACUAAACCGAAUAACUGACAUUGAAGUUGUGCCACCACCCCGGCUCCCUUCCACUUAAAACAUAUGAAGUAGUCCAGUUUGAAGUGGGAAAUCUGUACUUGUCUGUGUUGCGGCUACGUGAAAAAGAAGAUAGGGCUGCUUCACCUUCAAUAGUCAUGCAGAAGAAAUAAUUCCAGCAGCUGGUGAAAGUCUUCAGCACUUCUAUUAAAGUUGCAGAAGUCCAGUUUGCUCUUUCACCCAGCUACCCUGCUUGCAUAUACAGUGGUACCUCUAGUUCUGAACUUAAUUCGUUCUGGAGGUCCGUUCUUAACCUGAAACUGUUCUAACCAGAGGCGUGCUUUUGCUAAUGGGGCCUCUUGCUGCUGCUGCGCCGCCAGCACACUGUUUCCGUUCUCAUCCUGGGGCAAAGUUCUCAACUCGAGAUAACUCUUCCAGGUUAGCGGAGUUUGUAACCUGAGGCAUUUGUAGCUCAAGGUACCAUCUUUGGUAAUUUGCAGUAUGAUGUGACUCACUGUAUCCAGAAAUUCCACUGCAAAUACUAACAACCAUAAGAGUAGUGGAAAAACCCACCCAGAUAGAAUUUUUAGCUCCUUGUGUUCAUAGCAGCAGUCUCUAUUUGUUCCAAUUUAAUUGUUGUGCAUCAUAAGUAAAAGGCAUUGUCCUUUUGAAAUGACCCAUUUUAACAAACAAAACAAGGCCUGACUAUGCAUAUACAGUAUAGAGGACUUGGUACUCUUAGGCCCAGGCUGUUUCUCCAGUCUAUUGUAGCAGUGGUGAAAGCAGUGAGGAUUUAGAGAUGAAGGAUAAGAAGCCCUCAGCCUUGAUUCUCCCUCUUAUGCCAGACUUUGGGUAGAGGUGGGCUGGCGGCAAUAGUAGUGAAUCCUGGAGUUAGAGCAGGGGUCAGCAAACUUUUUCAGCAGGGGGCCGGUCCACUGUCCCUCAGACCUUGUGGGGGGCCGGACUAUAUUUUUUUUGGGGGGGGGAAUGAACGAAUUCCUAUGCCCCACAAAUAACCCAGAGAUGCAUUUUAAAUAAAAGGACACAUUCUACUCAUGUAAAAACAUGCUGAUUCCCGGACCGUCCGCGGGCCGGAUUUAGAAGGCGAUUGGGCCGCAUAUGGCCCCCGGGCCUUAGUUUGGGGACCCCUGAGUUAGAGAGAGGACAGGAAGACCCACUAGAACACUGUGUGCUCUUUAGCAGGCUGCAGACCUUCCUCCUCUCAGAAACCUAUAGAGGAAGCUUUUUGUGUUCAGUAUGAAUUGAAAUGAAAUAACUUAUAUGUAUCAGAAAUACUAAAAGUUUUGCAUUCUCUUGGAUUCUGCCAAUUUGUCCUUCCCAGGAUGGAUGUGGGCAACCAGUUUUUCCCAUACACUAAUGCAUGGCAGAAAACAUUUCUUUGCUUUAUUUUUCCACAUUAUAUUUUCCAUUUCACAAGUUCAUUAUUAUCAAAUAAUGGAGGCCAAUUGCAAAUUCUCAUUACCUAUGCAUGUAUUGUGAUAAAAUUAUAUCAGUUCUGUAGACAGUAUUUUUUCCAGAACUGGUAGAAUACCUUCCUUAGUGAAAGUGUUCAGUCUUAGCACCCCAUUUAUAAGAUAUAUUUUAGAUUACUUAUAUUUUACAUGUACAAAAUACAUGCACGUUGUGUCAGUUUACUUAGCUGCAUUGUCGCUUUUUUCCUUUUAAAAUACAUUUGAGCUGUGAUAGGAAAAGUUCAGGCCCAAACUUGCUUGAGUUCUAAAGGCAUAACCUGAAAUCCUCACAUAUGUGCACCCUUUGUAACUCACGCAAUAUGCAUAUAUUAUGUACUCUUAAUAGCUUUAUCACAAAUAAAAUAAUCUGAUGUGGCUCUUGACCAUCUCAGUGGAGUUGGCAGUGGCCACUGAGUGUCACAUCACAAAUUUACGAGAUAUACAACAAUAGAAUUCUUAAACACCUCUGUGCUAUGCAACUUCAAAAAUUAGAAGGUUGAAUAUUAAGUGUUGAAUUAUUUGUCUGUUGUCGUUCACCACCUUAUAACCUUUGUUUUUUUCAAUUUUGAGUCAUCAUGCCAACAUUGGUAUUGCACUGGCACUAAAUGGUGGGCAAAAUUGUUUUCCUGAGAGCAUCAGAAGAGCGUUUGUUGGUUGCAAAGAAUGGCUCAACAGCAAGCACUGAGAUUUCGUGGACCAGCUCCUCCACCAAACUCUGUCAUGAGAGGCCCACCACCUCUUAUGCGCCCACCUCCACCUUUUGGUAUGAUGCGAGGCCCUCCACCACCACCCCGGCCUCCGUUUGGACGUCCUCCAUUUGAUCCAAAUAUGCCUCCAAUGCCACCCCCAGGAGGAAUUCCUCCACCUAUGGGACCUCCACAUCUACAGAGACCACCUUUCAUGCCUCCUCCAAUGGGAAAUAUGCCACCACCUCCUGGUAUGAUGUUUCCUCCAGGAAUGCCACCUGUCUCUGCCCCUGGAACACCAACAAUGCCACCUACUGAAGAGAUCUGGGUAGAAAACAAAACUCCAGAUGGAAAGGUUUAUUACUAUAAUGCACGGACACGUGAGUCAGCAUGGACCAAACCUGAUGGAGUGAAAGUUAUUCAGCAGUCUGAACUGACACCAAUUCUUGCUGCUCAGGCCCAGGCUCAAGCUCAAGCCCAGGCCCAGGCCCAGGCUCAAGCCCAAGCUCAAGCUGUAGGUGGUUCCACACCUACUACUAGUAGUCCUGCAUCAGUAUCUCCAUCUCAAUCAUCAAAUAGUCAGUCAUCUACAACAUCUACUAGUACCACAACGACGUCUGUUUCACAAACAGUUUCCACACCUACAACACAAGACCAGACCCCCAGCUCAGCUGUUUCAGUUGCCACACCUUCAGUCAGUGUUUCAACCUCUGCUCCUUCUGCUACAUCUGUGCAGACUGUACCCCAGCAAGUCCCACAGACUUUGCCUCCUGCAGUUCCUCAUGCAGUACCUCAGCCGACAGCAGCAAUUCCUGCUUUCCCACCAGUAAUGGUACCUCCAUUUCGUGUUCCUCUUCCUGGCAUGCCUAUUCCACUUCCAGGUGUAGCAAUGAUGCAAAUAGUCAGCUGCCCGUAUGUAAAGACAGUCGCUACCACCAAGACCGGUGUUUUGCCAGGAAUGGCUCCUCCUAUUGUACCUAUGAUCCAUCCUCAGGUUGCUAUUGCCGCUUCACCUGCUACAUUGGCUGGAGCAACAGCAGUCUCUGAAUGGACAGAGUACAAAACAGCAGAUGGGAAGACUUACUACUAUAAUAAUAGGACACUGGAAUCAACAUGGGAGAAGCCUCAAGAACUGAAGGAGAAAGAAAAAGUAGAAGAGAAGAUGAAAGAAAGCAUUAAGGAGCCUGCCGAAGACCCUUUGCCUAUGGAGACUGAAGAAGAGGAACCCAAAAUUGAACCUAUCAAGGAACUUAUAAAAGAGGAACCAAAAGAAGAAGAAAUGACUGAAGAAGAAAAAGCAGCUCAGAAAGCAAAACCUGUCGCUACUACCCCUAUUCCUGGUACUCCAUGGUGUGUGGUGUGGACAGGUGAUGAGAGGGUUUUCUUUUACAACCCUACCACACGCCUGUCUAUGUGGGACAGACCAGAUGACUUAAUCGGAAGAGCAGAUGUGGAUAAAAUUAUUCAGGAGCCUCCUCACAAAAAAGGAAUGGAUGAAGUGAAAAAACAAAGGAUGCUAAUAGAGGCCUCUCUUACAGUAAAAGAAGAGCAUGAAAUGCUAGAUGAAACAAAUGAUGAUGAACCAAUUAAAGCAAAGAAGCGGAAGAAGGAGGAAAACAAAGACAUUGACUCAGAGAAGGAGGCUGCCAUGGAAGCUGAAAUUAAAGCUGCUCGAGAGAGAGCAAUUGUCCCGCUGGAAGCGCGAAUGAAACAGUUCAAGGACAUGCUACUUGAAAGAGGGGUUUCUGCAUUUUCUACUUGGGAGAAGGAGCUACACAAGAUAGUUUUUGAUCCCCGCUACCUGCUUCUUAACCCUAAAGAAAGAAAACAGGUAUUUGAUCAGUAUGUAAAAACCAGGGCAGAAGAAGAGCGCAAAGAGAAGAAAAAUAAAAUAAUGCAGGCUAAGGAAGAUUUCAAGAAAAUGAUGGAAGAAGCGAAGAUUAAUCCCAGAACUACUUUUAGUGAAUUUGCAGCCAAGCAUGCUAAAGACUCACGAUUCAAAGCAAUUGAAAAAAUGAAAGACCGGGAAGCCUUGUUUAAUGAGUUUAUCACAGCAGCAAGAAAGAAGGAAAAAGAAGAUUCGAAGACCAGAGGAGAGAAGAUCAAAAUGGACUUCUUUGAACUGUUAUCUAAUCACCACUUGGACAGUCAGUCUCGCUGGAGCAAAGUGAAGGACAAAGUAGAGACUGACCCUCGUUACAAAGCUGUGGAUAGCUCUUCACAAAGGGAGGAUCUUUUUAAGCAGUACAUUGAAAAAAUAGCCAAAAAUGUGGACUCUGAAAAAGAAAAAGAAAUGGAAAGACAGGCUCGCAUUGAAGCAAGCUUGCGUGAACGAGAGAGAGAAGUUCAGAAAGCUCGCUCUGAACAGACAAAGGAGAUUGAUAGAGAACGAGAGCAGCACAAACGAGAAGAGGCCAUCCAGAAUUUCAAAGCUCUCCUAUCUGAUAUGGUGCGAUCUUCAGAUGUGUCGUGGUCCGAUACUAGAAGGACACUUCGAAAAGAUCAUCGGUGGGAAUCUGGCUCCCUUCUGGAAAGAGAAGAGAAGGAAAAACUAUUUAACGAACACAUUGAGGCACUUACAAAGAAAAAGAAAGAGCAUUUUCGGCAACUUCUAGAUGAAACUUCAUCAAUUACCUUAACAUCAACAUGGAAAGAAGUAAAGAAAAUAAUUAAAGAAGAUCCCAGGUGUAUUAAAUUCUCCUCCAGUGACAGGAAAAAGCAAAGAGAGUUUGAAGAGUACAUCAGAGACAAAUAUAUUACAGCCAAAGCGGAUUUCAGAACGCUUUUGAAAGAGACCAAAUUUAUAACAUACAGAUCCAAAAAGCUGAUCCAGGAAUCUGACCAGCACCUGAAGGAUAUCGAAAAGAUAUUACAGAAUGACAAACGUUAUCUGGUACUUGACUGUGUGCCGGAGGAGAGACGCAAACUCAUUGUGUCCUAUGUAGAUGACUUAGAUCGCAGAGGUCCCCCGCCUCCUCCCACAGCUUCAGAGCCUACAAGACGAACAACAAAAUAAUUGUGACAUACUCUUGAACAAGAAUAUCUGUUAAGUCAAGAAGAUUGCAUGAGCCAUCUGUCAGGUUUAAUCGUAUACAUUACCAUGAACCUAUUGCAAAAACCAUCCAAGGAGCAGAGAGAAAAGCAACAUUUGUGAACAUAAAGCAGUCUCUAUACAGAGAGAACAUUUGCAUUAUCGAUGCUUUUUCUCUUUGUCGCAUGACUGACAAAUAUUCUAACCAUGCAGCUAUUUCCAGUGAUUUUUAGGUCCUAGAACAAUGCGAUAUCUGUGUACAAGGUUUGAAUGUUGGUAGCAUUUUGAGGCGUUCUUGGCAGCGUUACAUGUGAAAGCCUUGGGAUGAUUGAUAUUUGUGGUUUGAAGUUAAGAACGGCAAAAAAUACCACAGAUAUCCUAAUGGGAGAGCCAAGGUCAGGCAUUCUUAUGAUUAAACUAUUGACUGCUGAAGACAGCAGUAAGAUUAUGCCCCUUCAUGAACCUGAAAAUAUAGGGCCUAAUUCUCUACUCAUGUGUGGCCUUUCCUGUAUAUAAAUCAGGACUAACCCCAUUAACGUCAGAUCCAGCAUGAGAGGAGAAUGAGCCUUGCAGUGACCAAAUUGAAUAAACACCAUUUGAUCUUGUUCACAGGCCUGCUUUGAUUCCCCCCUCUCCUUGUCCUCCCCAGUAGGCACAAUCAAGUUGCUUUGCCCAGUAGUCUGGUAAUGUUUUUGCUGUAAAUUGGAAAUGCACAGGAAAAAGUGUGUUCCCCAGGAUAGCACGGUUGUACAAAUAAACUUUUAUUUACCAUAAAGUGAUCUCUACCAACUUCUGGAUUAGAAUAUGAAGUUCCCUUCUGGGUAUUUCUUGUAAACUAUAUUCCUGUUUUGAAUGUUAAACUUGUGUUUCUAAAGUUUAAUUUUGAAAUGUUGGGAUUGUUCAGUUUACGUAUUUGAACGACAAUAAACCAACCCUUUUUAUAUAUGGAUUGUAAAUGCUUAGUAAAUGGCUCAUUACAUUUGGGCAGAGUGGAGGAGGGAGAAUGUGAAGCAAAGGAAUUACCAUAUCCAUAGCCCUUGCAGAGUAUAAGAUGGUGGCACAUUUUUCUAUUCCCUUCUCCCCUUUUUAGAUAGAUAGGGGUGUUUUUUCUUAUUUCAUUUCCAGGUUUUCUUACCCAGUGGGAAGGAAAAUAAGUAUAUUAGCUCCAAGGCUGGCAUAAUUUGAUGUUGCCACACCUACAGUGGGAAGACUUAUGAGGGCUAACAUUCGCGGACUUCCUCAGGAAUCAUAGGAUCACAUCCUAAGUGUUUAUUUGAUGAAUCAGGCAAUCUGGAAAUCAUACAAAUAGGCAUGGGAUUUUUUUGGAGAAAUCACCUACACAUUUAAAGUAGUCAAAAUGCAAGAGCAUGGGCAUCAUAAUGGUGUGUGUGUGUCAUUUUUUACUUUUUGAGGGAUUGUAUGAAGGAUAUUGCUUGCUAAGGGUUUGCAGUGUAUUCAGAGGAUUCCCAAGCUAAAGUAAAUUGCUUUAGAGGGAUUCUGGCAUUGUCCAAGGUGAAGCAGUAUGUAUGAGAUGCCUCAAGGCAAGAAUCCCACCCCCAAAGUUUGGUGAUUUGAACACCCAACAAAUGCUGUAAAGAACAUGUCUCUAAAGCUUACCUUUUAACAAAAAUGGCAGGGUGGUUUGAGGAAAAGGUAAAGCACCUGUUGUGAUUGACAGGUCUAGCUUGAAAUCAGAGGGAAUGAUUACUGUCCAACUAGAUUUGACUGUCCAAUUCCAGUGCUUUUGGGGGAGGGAUGUGGGAGUAAAUAGCCUUAGUGUUGAAUAAAAUACUAACAGUAUCUAUAUUUUGUUGAAUUUCAAGGUAAAAAUAAAGUAUAGCUUUCAUUUCUGAGUACCACAGAGCACUUUAGCCGCAAAUGCUUCUUUUAAAAAUGCAUAAUUAGUAUGUGCACAUUUCCUCACUAAUGAAAGUAAAGCGAGUUCUGUAGGGCCCCUUUGUCUUUAGAGUUGCCAGAUCAUUUAUGAUACUCGCCAUGAAUGGAAAAUUAUGGGGUUGUUGUCAUAGGUUGUAUAUGCAUUUACAAACACCCCCCGCCCCCUAUUGCUUGCAGACCAUUUCAAUCAAAGAACUCGGAUCAACAGAUGACUGGUGGAAUAUUUCUCCUGUAUGAUUCCAGAGACAUCCUACAGAUGCAAAGUAUUAUUACUGGUAUUACUGGUAUUCCUUUUGCGUCUCUUUCUAUGGUGCUGGUGAGGUAUGCAAUAUAAACAGUGUCUUUGGUAAAGACUUGUCUUUAUAAACUUGCCUGCUUUUGGGGGGGGAGGAAUACAUCUUGCUUUUGUGGUUGCAUCAAAUAUAGUAUUUACUUCAAUAAGGUGAGCCUGGUGCAGUAGGAGCAAACUUCACACCCACGUCUUAUUGCACAAACAGUAGCCAAUGCAGUUGCAAUCAAACUAAGUGUAGUGAUGAAAGAUACAAUGCUCUGUACACAACCAAGUGAAAAUACAUGCAUUUAUGGAUACCCAAACAACUUGGAAGUUUAUUGAAACUGUCAUGUUUAACCACACAUAAUCUAAGUAGUUGUUCGGGUUGGCAAUUUUUUUACAAGCAAAAAUAUGGUAGCACGUGAUCCAAGAGCUGCAUCUCAGGAUAUUUUGCAAUGUCACAGAAGCACAACUCUUUUUUGGCAAAAUGCAGUGUUGCUGUUCCAGGUUUUGAUCCAGUGGAAUAAUCUGCUAAUGUAAAAAGGGGAGGUGAUUUCUACCAGUUCCCAUUCAGCCCGCUUUGCCACCUAACACCUUUCUGGAAGAUCUGCCAACUCCCUGAACAGACUGCAGGAGGAAAGGGGAAGCAGUGAAAAUUAUUUUUUGCCAUAUGAUAAAAGACCCCCUCCACUGGAUCAACAUCUGUUCUGCAAGGAGAAAAGGCAUCACUGGAUUUCAUCCACAAUAUGCAUUGUUACUCCCCAAUGUCCUCUGUUCUAUUAAUGCAGCCUAAGGCAAACUCAUUGAAUCUCACAGUGUAGUAGCCACUAGAGGCAACAGAAAUGUCUUUGGCCAGCCCUGUUAACUGAGUUCUAUGCAUUCAAAAUGUUUCCAGGAACAGUUGUUGUGUCCCUGUUCGUUUCAGAGGGAUGUGUACCAAUUAAAAUGUCAUCAAUACAUUGGAAUCGAAUAGCUGCAAGAUCUGAACUGUAACUUUAAUCCCCUGAACUUUUUAUGUAUGUACAGUUCCACCUUUAAGCACUCAGAAAACCUAUAAGGAUGAAUAGCACUUACGUUUUAAAAGCUAGUUUGCUGGAGUCAGUUUUUCCUUUCAUAAACAAAUGUGCUUCAGCAGUUAUGAACAGUAUUGCUAUGUGAUGGAUAAUGCAUGUAGCAUUGCACUGAAAUAAGACUAAUCACUGUCCUGCAUAUACAAAAGUUAUAUUCCCAGAACUGUGGAAAUGAGCCACACCUGAUGAUAGAACUCAAUCAGCAACUCACUUGCUCUUUUCAAAAACAGUAUUUUAAAUGAGUCCUCGUAUGAAGAUGAAACAGCCAACUGUAUCUACAACUGAGAGAUAAAGUAAUAUAUAAAUUAUGUACCUUUGGAAAAAUAUAUAUACCGGUUGCAUAAUAAGGUCCUGGUGCAUUUGAUGUAAGUGAAGUGAUACCACCUCAUUUUGACUCUUGUUCAAAACUCGCCUUGCUGCCAAAUACAAAUGUUAUAUUAAUUGCUAAAUGACUAUACAGUGGAAUGGAAGAUUUCUACACAGCCUGGUUUGGAACACUAUACUGUACUUAAGACUACAAAACUCAUUUCUGUUAUUCGUGUAAAGUGGCAAGCCCAUUAAGAAGGCUGAUCGGUUAGCAGAAAAACAUGAGCCACAUUGUCUUUGAGCAUGUUUAAUACAUAUUAAGUGUAAUAAUGAGAGAACCUGCAAUGCAUACUGCUUCAUUAGUUAAAACCAAAUUGCACCUUUUGCUCUGCCCUUCUUUUUGAAUUGGUCAAAACCUGUUCAAAGCUGUAAUUGUUCACCCCAAAGCGUGUCUACAAAACCUGCUAUAUACAGUAUAUGUAUUAUAAAUAAGCACAAAGCCCUUCUGUUUUAAAGUCAUCUCAUGCAAUUUCAGCUCACUUAUUGAUGCAAAACUACUUUGCAAAUGUAACCAAAUUACUAUUUUUUCCUUCCUGAAAUUUCAACUUAAAUCACCAUCCUGAAAGUACAAGACAUGCAUUUUAAGUAAAAUGAGAAAUAAAAAUCUCAGAGCAGAAUAACUGGAAUGAUUAACUGACAGUUGCAUUUGUUCAUUACAUUAAUUCCGAAGACGUUGAUAAGUCCCAAGCACACAUGCAAAGGUGUAAAACUAAAGUAGUAUACCAGUUCAGCAUUACUCCGAGUAAGCAACAAAAUUAUGAUUAUAUAUAUCAGCUUUCUAACUUCAGUUCUGUUGAUCACAACCUACUGUCUCUUGCCCUUCAUGUUCCCAAGGAAUAGGGUCAUUGUCUUGAGCAUCGGGAACUGCUUCCCUGUCGUGCCAGAAUUGUUCAACAUCUGGCAAAAUGGGCAUCUCCUUCUUGAUUUCCAUGCUUUCUGAGGUUUGAGGGACAGAGGGGGGCUCUUUUUCUUCAUCAGGAGUCA